AUGGAUGUUGGACUUCAAAGCAUUUCCAAUUCGCCUAUUGAUGGUGCUGAAUUCUUUGAAUGGACAACGGCUUAUCUUCACGCGGCUCUUCCAUUGCCACUGAUGGAUUUCAUUGAAAAGAAGGAGCGUCAAAUUCAUGAGUUUCUUUUGUCGCGUGGUCUGCUUCUCAAGAAAGUAAAGAAAGAGGAACCGGUAGAUGAUGAGGAAAGAAGGGCGGUUGAGCCAGUCCAGAAGAAAUUGAAGGUUUCUCGCAGUCGUGAUUUGUAUGGCCAAUAAGGGAAUUUUUCGGUGAUUUUUUAAGAAAAAAUGAGGGGAAAAUAUAUUUAUAUAAAAUUUAGUGUUUU
Meloidogyne enterolobii is the source of this 344-nucleotide messenger RNA. The record is from the annotation of a GenBank genome assembly. NCBI's taxonomy places the organism in Eukaryota, Metazoa, Nematoda, Chromadorea, Rhabditida, Meloidogynidae.